Molecule: messenger RNA, 2159 nt
Organism: Nannospalax galili (Upper Galilee mountains blind mole rat)
Lineage: Eukaryota; Metazoa; Chordata; Mammalia; Rodentia; Spalacidae
Gene: Cdc42
Product: cell division cycle 42
Exons: 6
Coding region: 179-754 (191 amino acids)
Biological process (GO): modification of synaptic structure; small GTPase-mediated signal transduction
Cellular component (GO): dendritic spine
Molecular function (GO): GTP binding; GTPase activity
Source: RefSeq, a predicted model, not a curated record
GUGCUGCCAACGCCCCGGCGGAGAAGCUGAGGUGAGUGCGGGGCUCGAGCUUCCCCGCGGGAGCAGCUCCCGUACCGUUCCGUCCCGGUCGCGUGGUCGGUGGCAUCCCUCGGUUCUCGUGGACACUAGAGGACAUCUAAUUUGAAGUAUUUAAAGUGGAUACAGAACUAUUUCCGAAAUGCAGACGAUUAAGUGUGUUGUUGUGGGCGAUGGUGCUGUUGGUAAAACAUGUCUCCUGAUAUCCUACACAACAAACAAAUUCCCAUCCGAGUAUGUACCAACUGUUUUUGACAACUAUGCAGUUACAGUUAUGAUUGGUGGAGAACCAUAUACUCUUGGACUUUUUGAUACUGCAGGGCAAGAGGAUUAUGACCGACUACGACCGCUGAGUUAUCCACAAACAGAUGUAUUUCUAGUGUGUUUUUCAGUGGUCUCUCCAUCCUCAUUUGAAAAUGUGAAAGAAAAGUGGGUGCCUGAGAUAACUCACCACUGUCCAAAGACUCCUUUCUUGCUUGUUGGGACCCAAAUUGAUCUCAGAGAUGAUCCCUCUACUAUUGAGAAACUUGCCAAGAACAAACAGAAGCCUAUCACUCCAGAGACUGCUGAAAAGCUGGCCCGUGAUCUGAAGGCUGUCAAGUAUGUGGAGUGUUCUGCCCUCACACAGAAAGGCCUAAAGAAUGUGUUUGAUGAAGCAAUAUUGGCUGCCCUGGAGCCUCCGGAACCGAAGAAGAGCCGCAGGUGUGUGCUGCUAUGAGCGCCCUCCAGAGCCUUCUCUGCAAGCUGGUGUUGUCAUCAUGCUAAAAGCAAUGUUUAAAUCAAACUAAGAUUAAAAAUUAAAAUUUGUUUCUGCAAUAAUGACAAACGCCCUGCACCUACCCACAUGCUCUCGUGUGAGACAAGGCCUGUUGGUACGGGCCCUGCCCUCCCAGUACUAGUUACUUUUGAAUAAUUGUGUAUUGUCUGAAAAGUGAUGAGUACUAGUUUUUGUUUUGUUUCCAAAAAAAAAAAGAAAAAAAAAUGUUUUUGUUUUGUUUCGUUUAAAAGCAAGGCAUGCUUGUGACGACUCUGUAACAGACUAAUUCCAGUUGUUAAAGCUGCUCCCUGGUUCCAUUUUAGAGAGUAUCUGGGACAUCCUAGUGGUCCCCCCCCUUCUCUCCUUUUUUUGUGAGAGAGAAGUGUGUGUGUGUGGGGGUUGUAUUUUAGUCUUGUUUUUUAAAUUCAUUAACCAGUGGACAGCUCUUAGGGGAAGAGGACAGAUUAUUUCCACAUUCCACUUCCUAGGUCUAGUUUAGAAAAUGUUCCCCACCUGGUGCUCUUAGGAAGGAGUAUAGACAUGCCUCAUUUAAUAACAUACUCCUUUUUGAAAGUUGCCUUUUCUCUCCACCUUGAGUGGAUCCAGUCUUUGAUGAAACCCAUGAAGGUGGGUGGAAGCUGUCCCCCUCCUCUUUCUAGGAUGCACUCUGUAUGUGACUGUGACUUUCAAGGAUAUUUGUUUGCCAUUUGUUGAUUUUUUUUUUUUUUUUUUGGUUUGGUUUUUUUUGGAGGGAGGGUAUAAUUUCUAACAACUUUUACUGAUAAAAAAAAAAGUAUUGCACCUUUUAAAAAAAUACACCAAAUGGAUUGUGUUCCUAAUUUAAAAAAGUUUUAUUUUGCCCCUGUCAGUCAUUUUCUUAUAUGCUUAGGAUAGAUUUGCAGUACACUGUGUGGUGUUUCUAGAGCCCAGCAGAAGACCUGGCACAUAGGUUCCUUUGAGGGUGGUACUAGAAGACAGACUCCUUUGGAUUGCCAUGCUCUUUUGGUGACGAGGUUACAGGCCUGCUUCGUUAAGAAGCUAGAGGCUUGUGAAGGUGGGGAAUACCACAUGGGCAGCAGGCAGGGCUAGCCCCCUUUUCCUGCCAUGUAUCCCUUGAGCACCUGGCUGAAGCUCUUGUUUAAUAAAAAUCAUGUCAAGAAUCUUAGACUCUUUAUAAGUGUUACUAGGGAUUUUACCAGAUUCUUUGUUUGUGGGUUCCAGUUUUUAAAAAUGUUUGGGUAAUCUCCACCUUCUCCAAGUCCUAAUUCUUGUAGAUUCAUUAGUGUCGACCCAAUGCUUUCUCAUGUCUCAGUUCUUUGUAUAUGCAUUCUUUUCAGAUGUAUUAAACAAACAAAACCCUUCACAA